GGAGGAGGACUCCGAUGGAAAAUCAUGCAGCACUUUGAACCCAUGGAGACAUGGCACAUAGGUUCCUCUCAUCUACCAACAGAUUCAGCGCCAGAUUCGCCUUCAUAUUUACUGUGUCACUGUCCUGCACCUAUUUAUGCUAUAGUAUUCUUUUUUGUCGCAGCACAAUCAUGACAAAUCAGGGUUAUGAGGGGAAAAGAUGCCCACCGAGCAAGAGCGCAGGAGGGAAGAAACUUCUUGGACAAUUAGACAAUUGCGCUUCGCUGGAAGUCAGGUCCGCUCUGGAUGAGUCUGCUGCCCGGCGAGGAUCAAGUGAUGUCCGCGACCAAACUAAAACCCCAGCCUCGUCUGGAAGUAACUGGGCUGACUUGAAGUUGAGAAACAUGAGUGUUGUGCAAAAAUAUGGGAAUAAGAAGCUGCCAAAUGCGUUAAUAGUGGGUGUUAAGAAAGGAGGCACCAGGGCGGUGCUGGAGUUCAUCCGGAUACAUCCAGAUGUGCGCGCCCUCGGAACAGAGCCGCACUUUUUCGACAGGAACUAUGACAGAGGGCUUGACUGGUACAGGGGACUAAUGCCACGAACACUAGACAGCCAGAUCACAUUAGAGAAGACUCCAAGCUAUUUUGUCACCAGAGAGGCACCCAGACGCAUCUCCAGCAUGUCUCAUGAGACCAAGCUGAUUGUUGUGGUGCGUAACCCAGUGACAAGAGCAAUCUCCGAUUACACACAGACUCUUUCCAAGAAGCCUGACAUCCCCACGUUCGAGGAGCUGGCCUUUAAGAACAGAAGUGUGGGUCUCGUCGACACUUCCUGGAAUGCCAUUCGGAUCGGGAUGUACAUUCUGCACCUGGAGAACUGGCUGCAGUACUUUCGCCUUUCACAGAUACACUUUGUGAGCGGGGAGCGGCUGAUCACAGAUCCAGCAGGGGAAAUGGGUCGCGUUCAGGACUUUUUAGGACUGAAACGAAUAAUCACAGACAAGCACUUCUACUUCAAUCGAACCAAAGGCUUCCCCUGUCUGAAGAAACCGGAGAGCAGCAGCCAGCCGCGCUGCCUCGGCAAAUCCAAGGGCAGGACUCACGUACAGAUCGAACAGGAGGUCAUAGAGCAGCUGCAGGAGUUUUAUAGGCCAUUUAAUAUAAAAUUCUAUGAAACUGUGGGACAAGACUUCAAGUGGGACUGAGAAUACCAUAGAAACAGAGCUGUUUUUAAAAUGGCCUACCUCUGGAGACAAAUAUAAAUGAGGGUAUCUUUGACAGAAUAUUUAAAUGACAAGUUUACUGAGCUAUGUACAAACUGAAAAAUUAAUAUAGAAUACUAUACAACUCAGACAUUAUAAUAUAAUUAUAUAGUGAAUGGUUUCACAUUAUUUUGGGGUUUGGGUCUAGUCAUUCUGAUAAGUGCCAUUUCUUUAAAAAAUAUAUAUACAAAACCCAAGUUUCUUUACCACAUACAAGACAUGAAAUCAUCAACAGGUAACCAGAAUUAAUUCAUUAACCAAGUCAUUAACCAGCAAUCAUCCCAAUGCCUUCCUGUCCUUUAGCCACACCAGGCCUACAUUAAUGACAUUGCUUGAAUAUUCAUUGCCUAGAUUGCUUAUUUAUUCAUAAUUUCCACUCAAAAUGAACCACAGGCUUUACUGUUCAAAUGAGCAUGAAGUUCCAGCAAAAUGUCAAAUGAAUAAUAAAAUCAGCCUGUCAGUUAUUCUGCAACUAAAUCUAUCACGGUAUUGUUAAUGAAGGGUCAUAGUUACAAGUUUGCUGAAUUAAUGUAAUUGAGAAGAAAAAAUAACCGCUAUAGUAAGACAGAUAACACUGAUUAAGGUUUGUUGAACUCUACUUCAGCUCUUUCUGUGUCAGUAUUUUUGUUGUGAUCAUCAAAAU
This is a messenger RNA of Morone saxatilis (striped sea-bass), 1881 nucleotides long. RefSeq names its product heparan sulfate (glucosamine) 3-O-sulfotransferase 2 (gene hs3st2). Gene Ontology annotation, molecular function: [heparan sulfate]-glucosamine 3-sulfotransferase activity. The transcript has 2 exons. Lineage: Eukaryota; Metazoa; Chordata; Actinopteri; Moronidae. Bases 51 to 1181 code for a protein of 376 amino acids. The record is from RefSeq and is a predicted model, not a curated record.